Messenger RNA from Psilocybe cubensis, 1329 nucleotides. RefSeq lists its product as uncharacterized. The transcript has 4 exons. NCBI's taxonomy places the organism in Eukaryota, Fungi, Basidiomycota, Agaricomycetes, Agaricales, Agrocybaceae. The record is from RefSeq and is a predicted model, not a curated record. Bases 1 to 1329 code for a protein of 442 amino acids.
AUGGAACCUAACACCACUGGUACCCCGACACCAACUCCGCCUGUUGUCGUUGCAUUGAUCCAUCCAGACAACAUCCGUAAUUUUCACAGGAUAGCAUCCUCCACGGCAGAGAUCAAGAAGAACAGGAGCAUGCAUGGAUACGUAUGCCGCGAAUGCCACAAAACAUCCUCUGCAGAAAUCAAAGUCCUCCAAUGUGCCAGGGUGAGUGUAGAUGGAUUAAAAGAGCGUGGUACUGCUCAAGGGAGGCCUAAACACAAAUCCAUCUGCGUGGAACUAAAGGCCAGCACCGCGAAACUUAUACCAUCAUUCGUAGCCAAUCCAGCCCUUUAUUUCUACCUGGGAAAGGCGCUCGUUAUGCUCUUUAAAAUUCACGAGAACCCACGGCCAGAUAUUCCGCUCGUGGCAAUGUGCGAGGCAGAACUCCGCAUUGCCGAUCCCGUGCGCGCGGCUCUCAUCGCAUCAGGACAUGUACAGCCCGACCCAGAGGGAAAAGAUGAAGCCAUGUUGCAGAUUCGAUCGCUUCAAAUACUAGACCCCAGGAUAGCAAUGGAGAGAACCCGCAAGAGUAUGUGGAAUACGGCGCGGGAGGGCCUGCGUAGUGAUGGUCGCCCGUCCGUCCAUGUCAUUAUGCUUGAUUUUACCAUCAAGGAUGUGAAAUGGCAAGGGACAACGUACGCCUUCCCGAUCGAAGAACGUGUCGUUGAGGCCGUCAAAUCUGGCGCGAUAUCUGUACGCAAAUCAGUGGUAAAUGGCACUACAGUCCGCCCAUCUAGUGUGCAAACUUGUAUCGAGCCAGCGCACAAAGCAAAUUGCCAAGAUAUGAAUACAGCGACAGCCAAGCUUAUACCCACCCUUGUCGCCAAUGAAUAUUUAUCCGUCACUUUGGCAAUGGCGCUUACACUACUCUACGGACUCCACAGUAGCCCUCGACCAGACUCACAUUUUGUUGCAAAGUGCGAAGCUGAGAUUGUCCCUUCAGAUUUCGCUCGCCACCUCUUUCUUGCGACUAGCCAGGCCAGAGUUGACAACGAGGAAGGUAUGCUUGAGCUAAGUUCCUUGACACCAUUGGACCCAAAAGAAAUGAUGGAAACUACACGGACAACAAUGUGGAAGGGAACAAAGGAUACUCUUCAUAAGCUAGGUCAUCCAGACCAACAUGUGAUUAUCGUCGACUUCAAAAUAAAAGGUGUCAAGCAAGGAACGACAGUCGCCAUUCCAAUCGACAAUGCGAUUCUCAAAACGGUUAGCAUGAAUCUGCCAGCUGUGCGGAAGUCGGCAAUAUCUGGCACUUUGACCUUUCCCCAGAGUGUGGAAAUGUAUCUCGAGUGA